ACAACAUUUCGCAACAUUUCGUGAAAAAGUUCACCGCAUUUUUGCAUCAGUAUCGUAAAACCAAAAUUAUUUAAUUAAGUUGUAGUAAAAGUACAUUAAGAAACCAUGUUUAACUGCCUACGUUUAAGCUCGUGUCUAGUGCGUAAUGGCGCAAGCAGUUGCAGCAAAUUUUCUGCAUUUAAAACCAUCAACCCUGCCAGGUCAUUCGUGAGUAAUUCGUUCAAACAAACCGGCGGGGGAUUUACCUUACGAGAUGCAACAAAGAAUAGUCUUCUAGCGAUCAGUCGAUCGUCGUAUCGAGCUCCCAUUAGCCGAUUCUGCACUAAACCAAACCUGCCGGAGAAAGGCAGUAAAGCGGUCGGAUACUGGCUGCUCGGAUGUAGCGGCAUGGUCUUCGUGGCCGUUGUUCUAGGUGGCGUUACGCGGCUAACCGAAUCGGGCCUCUCCAUGGUCACGUGGAAGUUGCUCGGGGAAAAGAUGCCCCGGACAGAUGACGAAUGGCGCGAGGAGUUUGACCGAUAUCAACAGUUUCCCGAGUUCAAACUGAAAAACCAGGACAUCUCACUUCAGGAAUUUAAAAUGAUCUGGUACAUGGAAUACGGCCACCGAAUGUGGGGACGUGCGAUCGGUGCAUUUUACGCUAUCCCGGCCGUUUACUUCUGGACCAAAGGGUACUUCAAUCGAGCCAUGAAGAUUCGUGUGCUCGCCUUCGGCACCCUUAUCGGUAUACAGGGGCUUAUGGGCUGGUACAUGGUCAAGUCGGGCCUCGAAGAUCGCUUCCACCAGGAGAGCGAUGUGCCCCGUGUAUCCCAGUACCGCCUGGCAUCUCACCUUGGAUUCGCGUUUGUGCUCUACUCCCUUUUCCUCUGGUCGGCCCUCGAUAAACUUCUCCCAGCCCAGCGGCUUCUCGGCCAGAUCCCGGCAGCCACAUUCCGCUUCAAGGGCCUGGCGCAUGCGACGAAGGCGGCCGUCUUUCUGACCGCACUGUCCGGUGCGUUUGUGGCCGGGUUGGACGCGGGACUCAUCUACAAUUCCUUCCCAAAGAUGGCCGACCGCUGGAUACCGAGCGACAUUCUGGCCCUCUCGCCGACGUUGCGCAACUUCACGGAAAAUCCUACGACGGUUCAGUUCGACCAUCGUGUUUUGGGUACGGCCACGCUGACACUCAUUACCGGGAUGUUUUUGAUAUCGCGCCGAAGAAUGCUUCCACCGAGAGCGUACAAGGCCGCUACGGCGGUGGCCUUUAUGGGUUGGAUGCAGGUGGCCCUCGGCAUUACGACGCUGCUGACGUACGUGCCCGUCCCGCUGGCAGCCAGUCACCAGUCGGGCUCGUUGAUACUGCUCUCGCUGGCCAUUUGGUUAACGCAUGAAAUGAAACUUGUUAAACGACUGCCCAAAUAAACGUGAUAACAAUAUAGUCCC
Molecule: messenger RNA, 1422 nt
Organism: Anopheles coustani
Lineage: Eukaryota; Metazoa; Arthropoda; Insecta; Diptera; Culicidae
Product: cytochrome c oxidase assembly protein COX15 homolog
Exons: 4
Coding region: 106-1401 (431 amino acids)
Biological process (GO): heme A biosynthetic process
Cellular component (GO): mitochondrial inner membrane
Molecular function (GO): oxidoreductase activity, acting on NAD(P)H, heme protein as acceptor
Source: RefSeq, a predicted model, not a curated record